This is a messenger RNA of Pangasianodon hypophthalmus (striped catfish), 6349 nucleotides long. RefSeq names its product microtubule-associated protein 1Sb (gene map1sb). Gene Ontology annotation, molecular function: actin binding; microtubule binding. NCBI's taxonomy places the organism in Eukaryota, Metazoa, Chordata, Actinopteri, Siluriformes, Pangasiidae. Gene Ontology annotation, cellular component: microtubule associated complex; cytosol; dendrite. The coding region runs from base 21 to 3983 and encodes 1320 amino acids. The transcript is spliced from 7 exons. Gene Ontology annotation, biological process: dendrite development; axonogenesis; microtubule cytoskeleton organization. The record is from RefSeq and is a predicted model, not a curated record.
CCUCAGCAGAACCUCCCAUCAUGGCGGAGGAGGAGCGCGUGUCGCACCCCGGCUUUAUCCCCGCGCGCUACUCGGCGCUCCUCAUCAUCAGCGCGGCUCCGGAGCGGAACAUCCGGGACUUUAUCGCCUCAGAGAUCCACAGAGGUUUGCGGGUGUGGGAUGUGGAUCUGACGGUGUGUAAUUUGGAUGAAGAGCUCAAAGUGUUUGUGAGUCGUCACUCCUCUCAGAGCUGCAGUGAUGUUAAAGGUCAGCGGAUACUGGAGUUCAGUACGAGUGUGUUCAGCUGCAGAGUUGUGUUCAAUCCCUCAGAGGAAACUCUCUACUCUCAGAUACACGGCCUGAUAACGGACACAUCUCAGCACAAGUUGCUCGUGCUGACUGGACGCUCCCUGGAGGACAGUGGGGACCUUGUCUUACACACUGGACACUUCACUCCAAACCACUUCAUUCAGAUCUUUACAGACGAGGAGAUUCAACACAAACUGAACUCUGCAAGUGCAACAGGAAAAGCAAACCUGACCCUUAGCUGCCCAAAGACUGGAACGUGGAAGAACUCCAUACUCGGGAAACACAAUUUACAAGAUGUAAUAGACAUUAAGGUGAACCCUUUAAUGGUUCUGCCCAAAAUGGAUGGCCUCCAUGAGUUCACCAAUCAUCUCUGUGAGAACACUGAGGCACCAUCACCAUUUGAUCUCCUAGAACCCCCAAGCACAGUUGGGUUCCUUAAACUCUGUCGUCCUUGCUGCUAUAUAUUUCCAGGUGGGAGAGGGGACUGUGCCUUUUUUGCCGUCAAUGGAUUCAACGUCCUGGUCAACGGUGGAUCGGAUCCACGCUCUUGCUUCUGGAAGUUAGUCAGGCAUCUGGACCGUGUGGAUUCUGUUCUUCUCACUCAUGCUGGGACUGAUAAUCUUCCAGGGAUUAAUAGUCUUUUUGCGAGGAAGGUUGCUGAGCUCAAGGAAGAUGAGUCCUGUGACUCAGAGAAGAAAGAACAGUGGCUGAAAAAUCUGAUCUCUCCAGAGUUGGGUGUUGUUUUCUUUAACGCACCAAAAAGGCUGAAAAAAAUUCAAGGUGAUCCUAAUGUGCUGCGAAGUAGUGAUCAAGCAGGUCUUACUUUACGUCAUUUGGAAAAACUCAAGAUCUCAGCAGAACCACUACUUCGCAAUUCAAGUGGUCCCAUAGAACCAGUGAUUCUCUUUCAGAAGAUGGGAGUUGGUUGUCUUGAGCUGUAUGUCAUUAACCCGGUUAAAGGCAGCAAAGAGUUCGAGGACUUCAUGAACCGCUGGCCUGAAAACAGCACCAAUCCCAAAGGUUCCGAAGUUUCCCUAAGUUCUCUGGUGUCUAUUUGCACUUUGCUCGUGUGGCAUCCUGCCAGCCCACAUGAAAAGAUCAUACGAGUCCUUUUCCCUGGGUCAACGCCACAAGCAAAGAUACUGGAAGGUCUAGAAAAGCUGAAGCACCUAGAGUUUCUCAAAUGUCCUGUAGUGUGCUCCAAAGAUAUCGAAACAAAGUCAGAAAAGAACCCAAAGCGAGCUGAGAGCCAAGACAGCCUCAAGUCUGGCACCAAAGAAUCCAGAACAAGCAGUGCCACAGCAAAGGAGAAAUCAGUCCGUGGGUAUCCAGACCCAAAAGACCAGGUCAAGGUCAAGGCUAUGAAUGAUCAAGAAAAACCAAAAUCUGUUGAAAAUGGUGUCAAGCCUAAACUGAACAAAACCAUUGCAAGGAAGGAGUCUUUUAAAGCCAACAAAAAAGAUGACAGAAGUAGUGUGUCAGUGUCAAAAAAAACAGACAUUGGACAGAGGAAAAUGUCAGGUAAAAAAGAUUCCCCUUUAAACAAACAGAAGAAUGAUGAAAAGACUGAAGAGAGUAAAAAUUAUUUGAUGGGGAAAGAGGCCAAGAAAAUGGCUCCAAGGUCUGCAUCUCCUCCUGCAGACCCAAAUAAAUCUGCAAGUACAAAGAAAAAUGAAAUGAAAGUAAACAAAGGGACAGAGGACAGAGUAAAAAUUAAUAAAUCCAACAAGGAACAGCAAAACCAGAAGCUCUCGGGUGAUGUGGGGGAUCCAAAACAGUUGGCGAUAUCUUCACCCGAGGAUAUGACAACAGAGUUUCUGGAAAUGGAGCAAGAGCAGUCACAUGAAUUGUCUGCUAAAACUAAAAUCCCUGACAUCCUGUCGAGGAAACAAUCAGGAAGUGAAGAAGAUCCAGAAAACAACCAUGCAAGUCCAGAAAAGUCUAUAGAUGACAUACUGAAUCCAGUCAAAUCCACUGAGGCUUCUGGGAUUGUCAAGACUCCAAAGAGUGAGCGCAGUGUAAAUCUAGACCUUACGCCCACUGAGUUUAGCUGGCUUGAUGGAGCUUUUAAGGACAAUCCACCUAAAAGUGGCCAGGAUGAAGUGUGCAUUAGCCCUGAUGAGAAGACCUUGGAGUUGAGUUCGCCAAGAUCUGGUCCAAACAGUGCUGGUCACACACCAUAUCACCUUUCCCCUGAGGAAACUUGGGCCUCCAGAGACCGCAGCAGCUUAGCAGCUAAGAUGUGCUUGGGAUCAGACAGCCAGCAAGGAGGAUCUUGUAAGACUUCAGAGUCUGGAUGUCCCAAAAGUACUCAAGAGAGCAACUCCAGCUCUUCUAAAGAGAAACACUCCAGUUUCCUAUCACUGAGCUCUUUCAAGGACAUUAUGCCUGAUAUAUCACCCACGGUGACCACCACCACUCACUCAAUGCCUGCCGAAGUUAGCUCACCACAGUCCACUGAGGUUGACGAAUCUUUAUCGAUGUCCUUUGAGCAGGUGCUUCCUACGGUCAGUGAAUCCACUAAUGAGGAUGAGAUGUCCUACUCCAACGGACAUUACGCAGAUCCUGACUUCAAAGUGGGCAUGUCCUUGUCUUUAAAGAUGGCACAUACAAAGAGGGUGAUGAACGAUCCCUCAGAUGGACGUCCCUCUGGACCACAGAGUCUGAUGUUUGAUGCUCCUCAUGAUGUCGACCUUUGUUUGGUUUCUCCCUGCGAAUUUAAACAUUUUAAACCUCUAGAGAAAGAUCAGCACACCCUUUCACCGGGACUUAUGGCUACUAGCCCUCAUGACUUCUCAGAUGACAGUGAUCGCUCCCAGGAAGUGGUGAAGCCCUUGUACCAGCCAUUUUUAAGCAACAAGGCCACUCACCCAGCCCAGGAAACUCCUCUCACCUCUGCCAGCGACUACUUCCCCACUGCUUCAGAUUCUGACCCCCAACCCGGUCUGGAGGAAUGCCCUUCUAUCACUGCAGAUGGUGCGUUAGAUUCUGAUGAGGAAACGGGUGCGCACUGCUCCUCUGAGAACUUGAACCUGAAUAAUUCACCACUUCAGGAUCCUCUUCCUGUUCCUCUCAAAGACUUCCCUCCUCUUCCUGCCCAGCCUGGGGCCUGCAUGCCUGAUCCUGGGAAACUCGGGAAAAUGGGUGUAAAGAACAGGAAGACAAAUGUGGUUACGCAGAGGCUAAGUACAUCUAGCAUUUCGACGCAAGCUAGCAAGACCAGAACAGGAAGUCAGAGUGGAUCGGUUGGGAGUCUGAGGUCAAAUUCUACUGUAGACACUCCAGUAUCACGUUCUUCCCAUUCUGGUGCAAAAAGACUAACCACCACAGCAGGUAUCAAGAGCAUCACCUCUGUGUAUUUGGACUUGGCGUACCUCCCGUCUGGAAAUGCAGCAUCCACUAUUGAUGUCGAAUUCUUCUGCCGUUUGCGAUCGUCCUGUUACAUUAUAAGUGGAGAUGACGCUCUGAAAGAAGUCAUGAUGAGACCCAUUCUGGAUGCUUUACUAGAUGGAAAGUCUGUUUGGCCUGAAGAUGUGCCGGUGACAUUAAUCCCCACAUUUGAGUCGAUGAUGAUGCACGAGUGGUACCAUCAGACCCAGGAGAAGCAGCAGCAGCUGGGCAUCACGGUUCUGGGUAGCAACAGCACAGUGGCCAUGCAGGAGGAGACGUUCCCCGCCUGUAAAGUGGAGUUCUGACACGGUGAUGAAAUAACAGGGAGAGUGGGUGGGGCUAAACACAACUUAAAAAAACAGAAAAUAUUCAUCAUAGUGUAGUGUUUGAUGCUAUAACACACACUAACACACACACACACACUAACAAACUUAAUAACACAUAUAAUAACACACCUCGUUAAGGGUGUGUUAAUGAGCUGAUCAGGUUCUAACAAACACUAAUGUACACUAUCACACUAACCACUAUCCAGUCUUAUUAUAAUUUAUUCUGUGGGUUCUAGGUGGUUCUAGGUUUAGCUGACAUUCUAGUGAGUACGCUAAGUAGGGAUGAGUUCUAGGGUUUGGGACAGAGCCUUAAAAUAGCUGUUGUUUUAUUAAGUAUAGUACAUAAUGAUGAGUUCUAGGAUUUUGGACAGAGCUGUUGUUUUACUAAGUACACUAACUAGAGAUGAGUUCUAGGAUUUGGGAUGGAGCCUUAAAACAUGGAUGUGGACAUUAUAGAAUCAGGAAUUUUAGAGUUAAUUUUAGAGUUAAUUCCUGACAUAGAACCAGGAGGUAGAAAACAGGAAGCAGGAAACAGGAGAUAAUACAAGAGGUUUUUGACAUUUCAUUAUUACACAUUGCUGUGUGUUUCACAUUUACACAUUUAAUCAACAUUUUAACCCUUUAACUGAUGUAAUAAACACCUUCAGUGUGUGUAACUGUGUGUGCACACUGUGUUUCCUGCAUGUGGUUCUGGUUUGUUUAUUUGAGAUGAAAAAAAUACAGCAGGUGUGAAAUAAAUCUUUCCAAAACGCACGAGUAUAAUUCAGUUUAAGAAGCCAAAGUGUAGAAAUAGCUGGAAGUACACGCAUGUGUGAGAAUGUGUCAAUAUAAAUAUAGAAAUAGGUACAUUCUGAUGAAGAAUAUUAUUCAUAUUAUUAUAUAGUAAAUAAUGAAUAAAUCUUUUGGAUGCACAUUGAAAAAAAGCUCCAAUCAGGAAGAACAUAACAAGUUUUCAUUUCUCCUUUUAGAUAAUAAAAAACAGCUAAUUACAUCUCUGAUUUUUCAAAAAUGCAUAAAGCACACAUUAGUGAAGCUGGUUGUCUUUAUUUGCUUUAUUUUAGAAACUUCCCGAUUAGGCUUUAUAAAGAACUGACCUUUAAUACAUGAGUGCUGAAACAAAUGAUAACUGACUUUAUAAAUGAUCCAUUACCUGUGUGAUGUGCAGAGUUAAAGUUCAUUACUUCCCCAUGGGAAAAUUAAUUCCUCUAAAUAGAUUUGUGUUCAUCAUCAAAAAUCUUUCCUUUUCUUUUUUACUUGCUCCUGAUGUUUCCUUUGCAUCUCAUUCUAUGUGAGCAUUCUGCAUAGUUUAGAGAGAUUUCCUGCUCUAACACACUUUCUUACACUCGGCCACCUUUAAUAAAUCACAAAAUUUAUAGCAAAAUACGCAAUAUUGUCAUUCUGGUUGUUUUUUGGGAGUUAGCUGACCAUUUUGUAGCUAACAUUAAUAUUAAUUACAUUACAUUUAGCUAACUCACACUUACACUAUGUCCCCAAUGUUCAUAUUCAGCUGAGCAAAACUUAUGCAAAUGAGUCUGUGUGCCACAUUAUGUCUAGCCAAUCAGACAAUAGGAACAAUUAUCUAAGACUUUUAAAUUUUACUUCUAAACUUCAAACCAUAUGAUGCAAUACGAUAUGAUUAAACCCAUCAUGUUUUGUUGUUAUCUUGAAUUAUUUGAAAGAAAACACCAGAUUACUAGUUAGCAUGCUAGUCAGAUGGAGCGAGCUAAUGUUAUCUAUGUGUAUUCAACAUUAACCAGAUGAUCUGAUUGUUCACCUCCCUAAAGAAAUGUACAGUACAGUCCCAUAUUGUUUACCUGGUUUCCAUAACAACACCCCGGCCCUAUGACCACACCCAUAGUAACAUUAUAGAAACAUCUAUCUGAGCUGAGGUACAUUUUGGACAUUUGGCAACUUGCUAGUCAGUUUGUUAGCUAGCUAGAUCUGGUUAGCCGGCUAGUUCUUUUAACUUAAGGUCAAAAUUGAGACAUUUUAACACUAAAAUUACCAGUAUCAUGAUAAAAUUAUGAAACCAUGUUUAGUGUGUAGCUAAAUAACACGUCAUACAUGGAUAAAUAACAUUUAACAGUGUGUUAGAGCAGGACUUAUGAAGCACUUAGAAAUAUUGAAAUAUUUAAAGGAAUAAAUGAUGUAUAAUUCCAGAGCGUGUUCGGGUCCUGAGAGUUUGUGACGUAAUGCUGCUGUGUGUUUAAUGUGCUGUAACUUUCUCCUGAUGAUUUUAUUCGGAAAGAAACUCCACAUGGGCACAAGACUAGAAGAAUGUGUGUAAUAUAAAACAGAAAAGUGUAUGAUAUGGAUUUGUUAUUAAAAUACAAAUAUAAAAUGGU